Cetraspora pellucida is the source of this 448-nucleotide messenger RNA. The record is from the annotation of a GenBank genome assembly. Lineage: Eukaryota; Fungi; Glomeromycota; Glomeromycetes; Diversisporales; Gigasporaceae.
AUGAAUUUAAAUAGAAACCUUCGUAAAGAUCAAUGUUUACUAGUUUUGCUUAUAAUGCAAAAUGUAGAAAAUGUUACUUCAGAGCAAAAUACAUCUCAAACUGAAAAUGUUACUCCAGAGCAAAAUCUACUAUCAACUCCUGAAGGUGAUCUCAUAUCAUUCGAUGAAAACCCACAAACACUUCAGCUGAGAGAGGCAAGUGUGCCGGCAGUUGACCCUCGGAUAAGAGAAUCAGAAAUGAGUCAAAGACUCGAAGCUCAACAUCCUCGAUACUUUGCAUCAUCUAGUUCAAAGCAAAAUAGCAUGAUUAAAGAAGAUUUUUGCGCAUUACAUAACAAAUAUCAUUUUAUUAAAGCAAAUAAUGGAGAAACAAUUAUAGAAACAUACAAAAGAAUUAAUGAUGAGUCUGAAGCUAUUGCUAAAAAAACCAAUGAUAGAAUUGAUAUGU